This is a messenger RNA of Myotis lucifugus (little brown bat), 7618 nucleotides long. RefSeq names its product forkhead box N3 (gene FOXN3). Bases 131 to 1579 code for a protein of 482 amino acids. The transcript has 7 exons. Lineage: Eukaryota; Metazoa; Chordata; Mammalia; Chiroptera; Vespertilionidae. Gene Ontology annotation, biological process: regulation of DNA-templated transcription. Gene Ontology annotation, molecular function: DNA-binding transcription factor activity; cis-regulatory region sequence-specific DNA binding. The record is from RefSeq and is a predicted model, not a curated record. Gene Ontology annotation, cellular component: nucleus.
CCACUAGAAGCAUCAUCUCCCAGAAGACCGCGGUUCUGGUGACAAUGGAGGCUUCUCUGUCCUUCCCGUGACUGGAGCAAUGCUGACCUCGGUUUCCUGGACCCAUUCUGACUCAGGAGCCUUCACCUAAAUGGGUCCAGUCAUGCCUCCCAGUAAGAAGCCAGAAAGCUCAGGAAUUAGCGUCUCCCGCGGGCUGAGUCAGUGUUACCGGGGCAGCGGCUUCUCCAAGGCCCUUCAGGAAGACGAUGACCUCGACUUUUCUCUGCCCGACAUCCGAUUAGAAGAGGGGGCCAUGGAAGAUGAGGAGCUGACCAACCUGAACUGGCUGCACGAGAGCAAGAACUUGCUGAAGAGCUUUGGGGAGUCGGUGCUCCGGAGCGUCAGCCCCGUCCAGGACCUGGACGAUGACACGCCCCCGUCGCCCGCCCACUCUGACAUGCCCUACGAUGCCAGGCAGAACCCCAACUGCAAGCCCCCCUACUCCUUUAGCUGCCUCAUAUUUAUGGCCAUCGAGGACUCUCCGACCAAGCGCCUGCCAGUAAAGGAUAUCUACAACUGGAUCUUGGAACAUUUCCCGUAUUUUGCAAAUGCACCUACUGGGUGGAAAAACUCGGUGAGACACAAUUUGUCGUUGAAUAAGUGUUUUAAGAAGGUGGACAAAGAGAGGAGUCAGAGUAUUGGGAAAGGGUCAUUGUGGUGCAUAGACCCGGAGUAUAGACAAAAUCUAAUUCAGGCUUUGAAAAAGACACCUUAUCACCCACACCCUCAUGUGUUCAAUACACCUCCCGCCUCUCCUCAGGCAUAUCAAAGCACAUCAGGUCCACCCAUCUGGCCGGGCAGUACCUUCUUCAAGAGAAAUGGAGCCCUUCUACAAGAUCCUGACAUUGAUGCUGCCAGUGCCAUGAUGCUUUUGAAUACUCCCCCUGAGAUACAAGCAGGUUUUCCGCCAGGAGUGAUACAGAACGGAGCGCGGGUUCUGAGCCGAGGGCUGUUCCCCGGAGUCCGGCCAUUGCCAAUCACUCCCAUCGGAAUGACGGCCGCCAUGAGGAACGGCCUGGGCAGCGGCAGGACACGGACAGAGAGCGAGCCGUCGUGCGGCUCCCCGGUGGUCAGCGGGGACCCCAAGGAGGAUCACAACUACAGCAGUGCCAAGGCCGCCGCCGCCAGGAGCGCCUCGCCCGCCAGCGACUCGGUCUCCUCCUCCUCGGCCGAGGACCACGACGAGUUUGCCACCAAGGGGAGCCAGGAGGGCAGCGAGGGCAGCGUGCAGAGCCGCGAGAGCCACAGCGAGGCGGAGGAGGACGAGCGCAAGCACGGCCCCCGGGAGGCCCCGGGCGACGGCGGCUGCGCGGCCCCGCACAAGAAGCGCCAGCACCUCGCCAAGGCCCGGCGGGUCCCCAGCGACACGCUGCCCCUCAAAAAGAGACGCACGGAGAAGCCCCCCGAGAGCGACGACGAGGAGAUGAAGGAGGCGGCGGGGUCGCUCCUGCACUUGGCAGGGAUUCGGUCCUGUUUGAACAACAUCACCAAUCGGACGGCAAAGGGGCAGAAAGAGCAAAAGGAAACCACGAAAAAUUAAAAAAAAACAAGUCACUGAUUUGUUUUGAACUGAACGGCCAUUUGGUUUCAGCAUGUCAGGAGAUUUCUAAUGAUUUGUGGCAAUAUCAGCAAUUUCUUUUUUUUUUCUUUUCUUUGUUUUGGGUUUGGUUUUCUUUCUUUCCUUUUUUGUUUUCUUUUCUUCUCUAAUUUGCCCCCCCUCCUCCUUUGUUUUGGACCCUUGAGAAUUUUACGUUUAAAGGAGAUUGAAGCCAUAGACUCAUUGACAUUCAGCUGUUUUACAAACGCUUCUCAUUAUCUGAAGACAAAACCGAAAAAGCCAAAAUUUAUCACUGCUUCCUCCCGCUGGCCCCGUGGCUGGGUCCGCAGGGGUGUCGAGGAUGCCUCGGAAAAGCCCGUGUUUGGCACCUGCAAGGCAAAGUCAUCACCGGUCAGGCCUAACCGUUAGGUUUACAAGGUCAGGAUGUCCACCCAGUGGGGUUCACUGAGUGAAUGUGCGUGAGGCAACUGGGGAGAAGGAAGAGCCCCUCGCCCCCCGGGAGCAGGCCCCAGCUUGUGGCGCCAGGCAACGUGUUGUGCCAGGAAACCCUGGGCACUGCCGCUCAGCGUGCGGGGUCGGGGCGGGGUCCCCGGGCCUCAGUGCUUCUUAGUCCUGAAGCCUCCUGAUGUCGCGGUGGACACUGGACCAUUCACGGACACUGGUGUCAAUGACUAAGGAAAGGAAAUGGGGUCAGUUUUUAGUGAUGCUCCUAAUCAUUGAAUUCUGUUCAAUCUGAAAUUAAGAGAAUGUUCCACAAGCCAUAAGCCUGAAGGGUUGGCCCUGCCCACACACACACACACACACAUACAUACAUACAUACAUACACACACACACGAGAGUGAGAGAAAAGCCACAGACAGGCUGUUUUCUUAACUGCCCAAGUGAAAAUCAAGUCCAAGAAAUUACAAUAGUUGUCAAGAAAGAAAAAAAUGGUACAAACCUUUUUUUGUCAAAACUAUUUGAUCCAAGCGGGGGGAAAAAAAAAAAAAAACAAACAAAAAGCUAUGGAACCUGCCAUUAGUACUGUGGUCUAUUUUUUAAAGAUGAAAGGCACAUUGAUGGACACACACACACACACAAAAAAUGUGGCAAAAAGGCAAAAGAAAACUCCUAUACUGCCCUCAAAAUGGAGUUUGCAGAUCAUGUCAGUCAGGAUUCAUCUUUGCAAAAAUCAGUGAUUUCCACAGUCAGCCCGUUGUAGCCAGCAGAAAUUUCCGAUCCACAAUGCAUGGAUUCCUUCUAAAAGAAAAAGGAAAAAAAAAUCAUAAAAACACAAACUUUUUUUUAUUCAAAAAUAAAGUUCUUGUAAGGUAAAUAAUGUAUUUAGCAUGAAGCAUGAAUUAUUUUCAUAUAAAUAUAGAAAAUAGAGAAAAGGCUAUGCCUCUAAUGUUUAAGCCCUUAGGCUUAGAGGUUCUUUGGGUUUUCUUUUUUGUUUUGUUUUUCCUUUUGUUUUGUUUUGGUUUUUUUCCCAAUUAUUUUGUUUUGGUUUUUUGAAGCAGGUGUUUAAGGUUUAACCUUCUUCAGGGACAAAUUCUGACUGUUGGGGAACUAACUCUGCAAUAUAAAACUAUUUCAUGUUCCGGUAGGGCCUGCCUUGUCUGCACUUCAGCCCCAACCCCCUUCUGAUUCUCUGUGGAAAGUGUGUCCUUUCUCUGGUGUCUGGACAUGUUUAUCAUGAUGCAAUAAUUUGAGGGCAAACUUCGUAGCGAGUGUGUAUGAGAGAAUUAGGGGACGCUGACUGGGGUAACCAUCACCGCAAUUUGGUCCUAGGAAAAAGGCAGUGGAUAAUUAUGCAAAUUCGUCAGGAGAAGGGAAACAGCGCUAAUGGGCCUUAUUAGAUGAGGGUGUGAGUUAGGGGUCACUCAAAGUAGGAAGCGACACAGGUGUGGGAAGGACCAGCCUACAGUUUUCCUGUGACUCCCUGUCACGGUGGGAAGGAGGGCCCGGCCAUCUCUACCACCUCCGCACACGAACCAGCCUGGAUUUAAGCCCAUCUAGGUUGUGAGAGCGAAACUUAGACCACAGGACGAUGUCCCGCAGCCCAGAAACUCCUGUUCUCUUUGCCUAAAGAUGAUUGGGGGAGACCCAAAGAGAAACCUAAGAAUGUGAUCUUCCACCCGAGUGGAGGGGAAUUGUAAAACACCAACAAAAACACCCACCACUGUGGCUCAGGAUGUGACGGGGAGGGACAGAAGUGGGUCGUGUUGAUCUUUAAAAACGGGGCAGGGAGGCUGCUGCGUGCCUCGUGCUCAGCUUCCUGUGGUUGCUGAUGAGAGACCCUGAAGAAGUCACCUGCACACCAGGUCGACUGCGUUAUCUGAACCUGAACUCUUCCCGCAUAUUCGGUCACGGGGGAGAAGGGAGUAAGGAUAUAGUUUUGAAGUACUCCGUUCCCUCCAUCUCACCCAACAUUCGACACCCCAAAAGCCAUGCACAGCUCUGAAACCCGAGGGACACCGGUUUGUGUUGUCACCUGAUCAAGCCCAGGAAAUACCGCCCCCCACCCCCACCCCCAGGUAAAAUGUAGACUUCCCUCCAGAAAGGCAGAUACAGGUUCAGGACUGUUUCUGGCGAGGGAGGGGGGCGGUUCUUCCGAUUUAAACCCCCCACGGUGGGCUGUCUCCCCUCAUUUCAUUUUUCUAAAGGAGCCAAGGCCUCUUUUAGAAAAUAAUAAAAUGCAAUGUGUGUGAUUUACUUUUCUGAUCUCUCUUGAGAAAUAGAUAACUAUCUUAUAAAAGUGUGUUCUUAACUCCAGAACCACUCUUUUUGCAUAAAUACCUCAUUGGGCAGCUUUCUAAGUGUUAUUUUCCUUGAGUUCCCUCGGCCCCUUCGCAGGGGCUGCCGGGGGGACUUGCAGGGAAAACUUUAGUGAGGGUACUUUUUUCUAUUUUUCUUCUGUUUUGGGGGGCAUACACAUUAUGCAUAACCAAAACAAUGGCUCAAUUGUGUUUAAACUUUGUAUUUCGAUUGUUUGGGGGGAGGGGGGAUGUGUAUGUGGCCGUUUGUAGUGAGUUCAUUGCCGAAGGAGGCUGUCCACGCCCUCACCACGCCAGGGGCAGGAGCACGAGCACCCCCUCCCCAGCAGAGAAUUUAAGCACAAGCCUAUUUGUGAGAGAGUCUUUUUGCUCGCGUGUCAUUCACUUUCGUCUCGGAAUUCCUUCCCGAACGUCAGGUGUUCUGUAGCUUCCACACCAGCCUGUGUGCUCAUUAGUCCGACAGGUCGCCCGGGCUCCAUUCGAGGGGUGCGGCGCUUUGGCUUUUGUGUCUCCCGCGGGAGCAGUGGCGUUUCACGUGUCAUUCAUUCCAGUAUCUCACCUACUCAUGGGGGGGUGGGGGGGUCCGGGGAACUAUAGCAAUAUUUCCAGAUGCGUGGGAAAGCAGCCAUGAACACUUGAGCACCGUGACAUCUGCCGUUACUUGCUGUUGGCCCUUGGGCACAUUUAAGAGAAAGAGGCCGUAGCUCUUUUUUCUUAAAUGACUUACACGUAGACAGUUAUGUUUAUGCUACUACCGUGGUCUUCUAUCUUUAUCUACUAGUCCUCUGUGGAAAGGGUUUGUCUGCAUCAUAGAUUUCAUUCCCAGCCUUAUAAUCUACCAUAGCUCCUAUGUCCCCUCCCCCCUCAAGUCGGUAUACUUUUGAGAGUCCUUUGGUCAAGUUGUCUUACCUGGAAAUGGCCCAAACCCACAUGGAGAGGGUGGUUGGAGACAGCCCUAGCCAAGACCGCCGUGGCCAGUUUCCGUCUUGGGCGGGGCUGAGUGUGUGCGAAGGCCAGUGUCGGCGGCCUUUCCCAAGAACCGGUUUUCCUUGGAGAAGCACUGGGCAUGGGCCCAGCAGGUACUGCCAGGGGGCAGCCUGCAAGAGGCCAUGUCUCUGAGCGCUGUUCCUGCCUGAGGGACAGCGUCUGGCUGUGGGCUCUGCAGCGUGAAUGGCUCCUGUGCCCGCUCCUCCCUGGCACAGCCCAGGCCUGCUCAGCGCCAAGUGCUGCGCCCACACCGCGUGCAGGACCUGGGCCUCUGGCCGAAGGGCUCUUGGAGAAGGAGUCAUGCGUACGAGUGACCUAACGGGAGGGUCUUCCCUAUGGGACUGGAUGGGUUCAAUGUGACUUCUCUUUCCCUUUAAACUUGAUUCAGGUUGGGAGUCCUUUCUUUCUGGUGGAUCACAGCUGCCCAGAUGUUGCAAUUUAUUUUCAUGUUUCUGUAGAGAAGUGUUUUUUCUUUCAUCUUCAGGAUGUUUUUUUUGCCACCAAAAGAACACAUAUGAACUCUGUGUCGUCGUCCCCCCUCCACCCCGCCCCCGCCCCCCCGAUUGUGACUUACCAGUGUUGACAGUUAAACCCUUAGUGUCAUAGGUCCCGGCCCUCCAAUACUAUAUCAAACACUGUUAUGCACAUAAUGCAGCACUGUGAUCUAAUUUAAAUAAUACUUUUUUAUUAUUUAUACUACUAUAUAUAAUAUACAUCCACACUUUUGCUAUAUAACCUAAGUGGAUAACCCUCUCUUAGUUACCUGCCAAACUCGGGACUUUGGUUUCUAUUGCAGUUAACGCAGUUACAACGUCGUAAUGGUGUCCUCUUUUUCCCUUUGUAACGGAAUGUGUAAAUCAAAGUGUAUACAUUGUGUGGUGUUCCUGUUUCUGGAGUUUCACGAGGAUUUACACACAGCAUUCAGUGUUCUGUAUAGACCCGCCCACCUUUGUGAAAUUCACCCGUCAGCCCCUCUCCCUUUGAGAGAGCACCCACCCGCCCUGGGGGUUCACUCCUUGUUUCCUCUCUCUCCUACUGGUCAUCCUUGAAUUAAGCACAGACUCACAGCUCAGUUGCUUUAUCAUGAGAAAAAUGCGUGUGACCUUGCCAUUCUUCCACAGUUCUACAAACAAGUGCUAGCUUCACCGACCAAAAAAAUUAAGGAGGGAAAAUCCGAUUUUUAAAAAAAAACAACAUCUUUUAACAGCCGAAACCGAUGUGUCUAUGGUGCUGUAUCCUGCUGUCUGUCGUACUUUUGAAAUCAGACCUAGGCGAAAGAUCACUUCUGACUUAACUGUGAUGUGCUCACAAGCCCCCGUCCUGUUCGUUCCGUUCCCGUUGAAAUCAAGAGUAUUUAUUGGGGAUCUGUACAACAGUGUUUUCCACUGUGUUUCAUUUGCAAAGGCGGAGAACACCCUUCCCUGCUUUUGCAAAUAAUUAAUAUUCCAUAUUGGAUUCUCGGCAACUUCGAUAUGGCGAACCUGUCAAACCUAGAAAUUGUAUUCCAUCCUUUCAUGACUGUGGCCUGAGUUCCCCGACACCCCCCCCCCUUUAUUUUAAGAUGAAACUUAGCACCAUUUCAGUUCUGUAAACAUUCAGCUUCUGCAAAUGUACGUGGAGGCCAUCCAAGCUCAUAGCCGAUUCAGUAGCCAGUUCCGCGCCGUGUCAUUCACACUCACUACUUACACUGCCAUGGUGACAAUGUGGAGGAAACAGUAUCCGUGUGUGUCUGGGAAGCAUCCUACACUUGUACCAUUUUUUAAAAAAAUAUAUACUCUUGAUUCUGUAACACUUCUGAGGUGUGUUUUUGUUUUGCAGAAAAAUAAUAGUGAUAAAGCAAUCAGAAGACCCAGAGGUUUACUCUCAAGGCUUAGGGUCGACCUUCUGACCUUUGCUGGCCAAUCGACCUACAUGGCCAAAUUAAUGUAUUAGCGUCAUACUUGUUCAGAAGCCAAUUUUCUUUUCUGUAUUUUCUGUAUGAAACUGCCAAUAUCAUGACUAGGAAGGGAGAACCGUAGAGGAGAAGGAAGGUGGCGUUCCGUCGCGUUCGCGGUCCGCAGCAGGGAGGAGGCAGGCACGAUGGGCCGAACUUGAGGGACCUGAUGGUGUUGCUUUGGAGGUAUCCAUCCUUGCGUUUCGCAUUCUUCAUAUGUAAUCAUAUUGCCAAAGACAAACUAUUUCAUCAUUUAUUGUAAAUAACACUUUCCCCCAGACCUACCAUAAAGUUUCUGUGAUGUAUUGUCUUCCAGUUGCAAUAAAAAUUACUGAGUUGCAUCAA